AUGACACAAGAAUUCGACGGACAGAUGGCUGCGUUGGAGCUGGCUUUCGCGAAAGCAACUUUUCCUUUGGACAGUGAGAAACCGAGAAUCUAUUCGUCAAAGAUGUCAAGCUGGUAUGGACAACUUCUUGCUGCAAAAGCCCUCAAGAAACUAUCUUGGCGCUUCCACACUAAAUAUUUGACGUGGUUCCAACGACACGAGGAGCAAAAACAAACCACUGACGAUCAAAUCACUGGCGAAACCCGUAACACGUUCGACUCUCGUAUUCGGCAGGGUGACUACAUGAAGCCGAUAGGAUAUGUGGCGGGGAAACCAAUCUGGCCGCGUGUCUUAGACAGGGUUCGGUCGACGGGUGAACUGUUUUUCGACGAUGAUAAUAUUGCAUAUGUGGUCCAUGACCGUAACCCGGCUGGAAUGAUCCGUAAAAUGGAUAAGGAGAAGAAUUUCGAGACAGUUAUGCAAUUUUUGGACAAAUACACAUUAUAA
Molecule: messenger RNA, 486 nt
Organism: Caenorhabditis remanei
Lineage: Eukaryota; Metazoa; Nematoda; Chromadorea; Rhabditida; Rhabditidae
Exons: 5
Coding region: 1-486 (161 amino acids)
Biological process (GO): regulation of DNA-templated transcription
Source: RefSeq, a predicted model, not a curated record